Messenger RNA from Musa acuminata AAA Group (dessert banana), 5007 nucleotides. Its product is annotated as transcriptional corepressor SEUSS. Gene Ontology annotation, biological process: positive regulation of transcription by RNA polymerase II; negative regulation of transcription by RNA polymerase II. Gene Ontology annotation, cellular component: nucleus; transcription regulator complex. Bases 935 to 3565 code for a protein of 876 amino acids. The transcript is spliced from 9 exons. NCBI's taxonomy places the organism in Eukaryota, Viridiplantae, Streptophyta, Magnoliopsida, Zingiberales, Musaceae. The record is from RefSeq and is a predicted model, not a curated record.
GAGCUCGAUAUCACCAGCCCGAGAGUCUGAAGAGAGAGAGAGAGAAGAGAGAGAGAGAGAGAGAGAGUGUGUGUGUGAGUUCAAGAAAACGUCUGUGGAAGGGAGUCCAAACCAAACCCUUGCUGUGGCACGUCUCGGGAUCAAUCCGGUGAAACCCCGUCGCUAGAGAUCCAAGUGCAAAGCUUCUGAAGAAGGCGCCUUCAUCAUCGGAGGUCUCCGUCACCCCUUCGGUCCGUGGAUUCGAACAAAAGCAAGCCGUUCCCCUUUGUCGGUUUCCAAUCUGUCUUCCGCCGUGAAUAGCUUUUAUCUCUUGGGAAGCUGCUUCCGUGCUUUAUUUCGGUUACUUUGCAAGUGGUACACCACACCCGGUGCCCCAAGCGAACGCCGGUCUUGCUUCGGCCUUCGGUUGCGGAAGAAAGUGGACGAGUAUUAGUUUAUGCAGACGAAGGCGCAAGAAAAAGGUUCGGAUCUCGAGCACUUUUCCGGUGGGGCUGUGGUCCAAAGGUUUCUAUUUCUGGCAAAAAAAGUUGCAAUUUUGACCCUCGAGUUCUAAUUUUUCAGCAAGGUGCUCGGUUUCUUGCUUGCUUGAUCCCCCUUUUUGUUUCUAGUUGUGGUAAAAAGGAUCGAGUUAUCGGGCGAUUUCUGUGACCUGGAUACUGGUUCUUUCUGAUUUUUGGAAUACCGGAGUGUGAUUCUUUAAACGGAGGGUGUAAUUUGGGGAUGUUGCAACCCAGAAGUUCUUUCUUGGAAUCUGCUUCCGCCAUUCCUUUUUCUUCCUAUGGGUUUGAAAACAAGGACUCGGUCUUUCGAUGGCCCAAACAGAGUUGGUGAUGCCUACCUGUAUCUGGAUUACUAAUAAUUUGAACUGAUGCAUCAAAGAUUUCGUCUCUUUGAUUGGCUCAUAUAGGCUGUUUAAUCCCUACCCUCGAGAAAGAUGGUGCCUUCAGGACCCCCUACUCCGGUUGGGGGAGGCCAGUCGGUCCCGGCCUCGCUUCUCCGGACAAACUCUGCCAUGUCGAGAGGAGCCCAGCCUGGUUCUCUCCCUUCUCAGCAGCCAGCUUCGCCCUUGGUUUCUCCUCGCACCCAAUUCGACAAUAUUGGUAAUGGUAAUGGCAACAACAUGAACUUGUUGGGUAACUACACCAACAUAUCAUCGCUCCUCAACCAAUCAACUGGAAAUGGAGUGCCUGUGUCCGGCGGAGGGCUUUCGGCAGCUUCUCUUGGUCUUCAACAACGUGGUGGUGUCGGAAGUGCAGUUGAGAUGCUAAGCUCUGCUGAACUUGAUCCUCUCUCGUUCACUUCAGCAUCUAGCCUAGCCCAAAGACAGUCUUUGCAGAAUCCAUCUAGGAAUCAGCUUGCAGUGGAUCGUUCACAGAACGAGCAUCGUGAGGGAAUGCACAAGUUUCGGCGACAGUUCUCCUUGCCUCACAUCCAGCAGCAAAUGCUGAGGGGUGGGUUGGGCAAUAUGGGCCCUAUAGCUCCUGUUAAGUUGGAACCGCAGAUGGAUCCGUCUGAUAAAACUGGUCCAUCGCAGAACUUGCAGACCUUGUGUAGCUCCAGUGCCACAAAAUUGGAGCCGCAGCAGCUGCACUCUGUUAGAAGUCUGGGCCCAGCAAAACUGGAACGUCAGCAUUCCGAUACAGCUCUUGGUCUGCAACAGCAGCAGCACCAGUUGCUGCAGAUGUCAAGGCCGCCAUCUCAGGCUGCUGCUGCUGCACAGAUGAGUCUCCUGCAACAACAGAGGAUGUUGCAGCUUCAGCAACAACAACAGCAACAGAUACUUCAAACCCGACCACAACAAAGAAACCAGUUGCAACAGCAGCUUCAACAGGCUUCUAUAAGACCUCAAAUAAAACCCACAUUGUAUGAGCCAGGAACGUGUGCUCGACGUUUGACUCAAUAUAUGUACCACCAGCAGCAUAGACCAGAAGAUAAUAAUAUCAAAUUUUGGAGAAAAUUUGUUGCGGAAUACUUUGCCCCCAAUGCCAGGAAGAGAUGGUGUGUUUCUCUCUAUGGAAGUGGGCGUCAAACUACUGGUGUUUUUCCUCAGGAUGCAUGGCACUGUGAAGUAUGCAACCGUAAACCUGGUCGUGGUUUUGAAACAACUUUUGAAGUUUUGCCACGACUAUAUCAAAUUAAAUAUGCCAGUGGUACUUUGGAGGAACUUCUAUAUGUUGAUAUGCCUCGUGAAUAUCAAAAUGCAUUGGGUCAGAUUGUCCUCGAUUAUGGUAAAGCAAUUCAGGAGAGUGUCUAUGAGCAGUUACGCGUGGUGCGUGAAGGUCAACUGCGGAUUGUUUUCUCUGCUGAAUUGAAGAUAUGUUCGUGGGAGUUCUGUGCCAGGCAGCAUGAGGAGCUUGUUCCUCGAAGGUUGUUAAUACCACAGGUGAGUCAACUUGGAGCCGCCGCGCAGAAAUAUCAGAAUACAGCUCAAAAUUCACCUCCCAGCAUAUCUGCUCAGGACUUGCAAAAUACUUGUAAUUCAUUUGUGGUGUCUGCUCGUCAAUUGGCUAAAACUCUGGAGGUGCCAUUAGUAAAUGAUCUAGGAUAUACAAAAAGAUAUAUCCGUUGCCUUCAGAUAUCGGAGGUGGUUAAUAGUAUGAAAGACCUGAUUGAUUACAGCAGAGAAACCAGGACUGGACCUGUGGAUAGUUUAAACAGCUUCCCACGAAAAGCUUCUUUUGGACUGCACCCUCAACAAACCCAACAACCCAAGGAUCACCAGAUGGUUGCCCAAAACUCAACCCACAAUGAUCAGAGCUCUUCUCAUGUAAAUAGUGUUCAGAUUGCUGGUUGUAAUGGUGCAAUGAAUGUUGAGAAUUCCCUUGGAAAUCUAACCGCGACCUGCACCACAACUUCCAUAUCGGAGCUUCUUCACCAGAACUCUCUAAAUUCAAGGCAAGGAAACCUGGUGAGCACCACAAAUGACCAAAGUGGUGGUGGGAGUGUGGUUCCAAUACCAUCAGCCAGCUCCUCCAAUUCACUGCUCCCUUCCCAACCAAAUGCAUCUUCUCCUUUUCCCUCUCAGAUGCCAUCCGCAUUAAGUGGUAACAAUGCCCCAACCUCUCUUAACCUUGUUCAUUUGAACUCUGUUCCCCCACCUGCAAAUAUGUCAAUGUUGCAACAACCUCCGGUACAGUCUCAUGAAGCCAACCCAACUGGAUCACAGAGUUCUGUGCAGAAAAUCUUACAGGAAAUGAUGUCCUCUCAGCUGAAUGGUGUAGGCAACUUGGAAGAUGAGUUGAAGGGACUUAAUGGUGUUACACCUGCUUUGAACGGAGUUGAUUGUCUGGUCAGAAACGGGAUGGCAAACAACUCGGGUUAUGGAGAAAUGGGUUUCAGUGCCAUGGGUAUGACUGAUCAAUCAACAACUGCUAAUGGAUUAAGAGCGGUUAUGGCAAAUGAUACUAUGACCAUGACUGGUAGGGUUGGGAUGAACCACCUGUCACAGUAUCCACACACCAUGAAUCAUCAGCAGUUGCAGGACAUGGAAAGCAGGCUUUUGAGUGGGUCUGGACAUGUUAAUGGUUUUGACAAUCUUCAGUUUGAUUGGAAAUCCUCACCUUAAAGAGUGAAACAGACUUAUUUUGCAACAAUAGUACAUGGGCAAUAGCUGAAGGACUUUUACCACCACCUCAUUUACAUGUGUUCCAGUCCAUUGCAGCCCAUGUAAUUCUCACUUUCUGUAUUAAUCUUAUGUCUAGUUUAGCUUGAUUUGCAUCUGAGGCAUCCCACAUUUAUAAUGAAUUAGUGACAACUUUUUCAUCAAGGGACAUCAUGGUAAGCAUCAUAUUUACAAAAGGAGAGCAAGCAAGCAGAUUAGAGUAGCUUCCUUGUGCUAGCUUGCAUGCUAUGCAUACAGCAGAAAGGUAUUUUCAAAGUAUCAGCUUAAAUCAGUGGAGGUUUACGCGAAAGAGAAAAAAAUUGUAAGCCGACACCACACCCUCUCUUUUUGGGGAUUUAUAUUAUCUUUUUGGUUGUUUCAGUCAAAUAUCACAAGACUACAAAAUUUGAUCGCAAAGUCGAUACUUCUGUGAAUGAGAUAAAAUGUUUAUGUUCUUUCUGCCACACAAUUUUCUUUGUUUUGCAUGUUUUUAAAAGUUACAGUCGAAUAAAUCAUAAAUAAUAGGAACACUGGAUGACAAUCUGGACAUUAAAGCUGAAUGAAUCUGUAAUGACAUUACUUUGUGAUCUAAUUCCUAAGUAGCGUACUGCACAUGCUGUAUGGUCUAUUCAAUAAUUGCAUGCCCAUCUGAAGCUUAUUCUUUACAGCAGUCUUCUAACAUUGCACAUAAAGCCUCUGAUUAUUCUGUAUUAACUGUGUUUGUUUGCCCUUGUAACUGCAAUUGUUAGUUAUGUAAUAUAUGAACUUUAGAUUUUGUUCUUUUCACCUCUUGAGAGUCUCUCAGAGGUAAGCUUAUAAUAUAUAUCUCUCUAUCGUCUUGUUUAUCUUUCUUGCAUAUAUACUCUCCAUUGCUUGUUUAGACAAGGUAUUCAGGGCUGUAGUUAUUGACACAUCCCUCUUCUUGCAAGUAAGCUCUGAUGGUUUAUUUUGGCACCAAAUACACAUCAAGCCUCUGUGGUGGAGGAAACAGAUUUUGACAGUUAAUUCUCUUGAGGUUGCAGUUUGCUCAGUUCCUCCUUGCAGUUGGAUCCUCUUAUUUAGAACCACGAUCUCAUCUUGGAAUGGAUUGUUGGUUGAUCAGAAUAUAAUAUUAGAAUGUCAUGUGGAUCAGUUGGUAUAACAGUUCUGAUACUUGGGAUAUCUGGACUGGAAUUCACAAAGAAGAGCAAAUUUUGCAGGAAUAAGCAUGGCAGAUAACAAUUGUUCAUGAACCGACUAUAGUGCAGUGAUGUCAGGUAUGCAAGGAAAUUUGUUUUUUUUGGUAUAUUAGAAGAUAUAUAUAUGUACUGUUCGAAUUACUUUUAAGGUUACAUGUCCAUAAAUGCCUCUCUUCUUGUAAUCUUGAAAGUUCUUUUGUGCAUUUAAAGUUUGCUAUGGAUCUUACA